AAAAAAAAAACUGUUUUGGCAUAAUCAUAACUUGUCACGCCUAGAAACAUAUAAAUAUGGACACGCCUAGGAAUAUAUCCUGAGUAAUACAUCUUGUUUUCAACGUUUUAAGAGAAGAAAAUGACGAAGACAAUGAUGAUGAUGGUAAUGAUGGCUACAUUGAUGGGAGUUGCGAUGUGCGAUAUUGUAGAUAAGACGUGCAAACAGACACCUGACUACACUCUUUGUCUCUCUCUCCUUCGCUCCGAUCCAAGUAGUGCCUCCGCCGACACCGUUGGCCUUGGUCUCAUCCUCGUCAACAAGAUCAAGGCGCUAGGAACUCAGACUCUCGGGCAGAUCAACGUGGCGUACAAAACAAAACCGAUGCUGAAACGUCAACUGGAUGAAUGCAAAUUGAGAUACAAAACGAUCGUAGACGCUGACGUCCAUACAGCCAUUAUAGCUAUCAAAGGAAACCCUAAGUUCGCCGAGAGUGCAGUUGUCGACGCCGGCGUUGAAGCUUCCGUCUGCGAAGGAGGCUUUCCCAAAGGCCAAUCUCCGUUAACCGGUUUGACCCAGAAAAUGAACAAGAUCUGCGAUGUAACAAGAGCCAUCGUCCGGAUGUUGCUCUGAGUAAUAAUAGUUCUUGUAACUGUGACCUUAUUGAAAUUAAUCAUGUUAUAAAAAUGAUGAUUAAACUGAUAUAA
Molecule: messenger RNA, 686 nt
Organism: Raphanus sativus (radish)
Lineage: Eukaryota; Viridiplantae; Streptophyta; Magnoliopsida; Brassicales; Brassicaceae
Product: cell wall / vacuolar inhibitor of fructosidase 1-like
Exons: 2
Coding region: 121-612 (163 amino acids)
Biological process (GO): negative regulation of catalytic activity
Molecular function (GO): enzyme inhibitor activity
Source: RefSeq, a predicted model, not a curated record